Molecule: messenger RNA, 1835 nt
Organism: Quercus lobata
Lineage: Eukaryota; Viridiplantae; Streptophyta; Magnoliopsida; Fagales; Fagaceae
Product: elongation factor 1-alpha-like
Exons: 3
Coding region: 118-1461 (447 amino acids)
Biological process (GO): translational elongation
Molecular function (GO): GTPase activity; GTP binding; translation elongation factor activity
Source: RefSeq, a predicted model, not a curated record
UUUCUUCCCCUCUCCACACUCUUUCUCUGCCUCUCUCUCUCGCUCUUCACAUUGAGCUCUUUCGAAAGUGCGGCGAGAGAGUCUAUCCAUCUAAGAAGCGAGUUUCAUAUCAUCAGAAUGGGUAAAGAGAAGGUUCACAUCAACAUUGUGGUCAUUGGCCAUGUUGACUCUGGAAAGUCGACCACCACUGGACACUUGAUCUACAAGCUUGGAGGUAUUGACAAGCGUGUUAUUGAGAGGUUUGAGAAGGAGGCUGCUGAGAUGAACAAGAGGUCGUUCAAGUAUGCCUGGGUGUUGGACAAGCUCAAGGCUGAGCGUGAGCGUGGUAUUACCAUUGAUAUUGCCUUGUGGAAGUUUGAGACCACCAGAUACUACUGCACAGUCAUUGAUGCUCCUGGACAUCGUGACUUUAUUAAGAACAUGAUUACUGGUACCUCACAGGCUGACUGUGCCGUCCUCAUUAUUGACUCCACCACUGGAGGUUUUGAAGCUGGUAUUUCUAAGGAUGGUCAGACCCGUGAGCAUGCCUUGCUUGCAUUUACCCUUGGUGUUAAGCAGAUGAUUUGCUGCUGUAACAAGAUGGAUGCCACAACCCCAAAGUACUCUAAGGCCAGGUACGAUGAAAUUAUUAAGGAAGUCUCAUCCUAUUUGAAGAAGGUUGGUUACAACCCUGACAAGAUCCCCUUUGUCCCCAUUUCUGGUUUUGAGGGUGACAACAUGAUUGAGAGGUCUACCAACCUUGACUGGUACAAGGGCCCUACUCUACUCGAGGCUCUUGACCAGAUUUCUGAGCCCAAGAGGCCCUCAGACAAGCCCCUCCGUCUUCCACUUCAGGAUGUCUACAAGAUUGGUGGUAUUGGAACUGUCCCAGUUGGAAGAGUUGAGACUGGUAUCAUCAAGCCUGGUAUGGUUGUGACAUUUGGCCCUACUGGAUUGACAACUGAAGUUAAGUCUGUGGAGAUGCACCAUGAAGCUCUCCUGGAGGCCCUUCCCGGUGACAAUGUUGGCUUCAACGUGAAGAAUGUUGCUGUGAAGGAUCUCAAGCGUGGUUUUGUUGCUUCCAACUCCAAGGAUGAUCCUGCCAGGGAGGCUGCUAACUUCACCUCCCAGGUCAUCAUCAUGAACCACCCUGGUCAGAUUGGCAAUGGCUAUGCUCCUGUCCUUGACUGUCACACCUCCCACAUUGCUGUUAAGUUUGCUGAGCUUGUGACCAAGAUUGACAGGCGAUCUGGUAAGGAGAUUGAGAAGGAGCCAAAGUUUUUGAAGAACGGAGAUGCUGGGAUGGUGAAGAUGAUUCCCACCAAGCCCAUGGUUGUUGAGACUUUCUCUGAGUACCCACCUCUUGGUCGUUUUGCUGUGAGGGACAUGCGUCAGACCGUGGCUGUUGGUGUCAUCAAGAGUGUCGAGAAGAAGGAUCCUUCUGGUGCCAAGGUCACCAAGUCCGCUGCAAAGAAAAAGUGAAAUGUGCUUUUGAGGUUUAUCUUAGUCAGACUAGUUUUGUCUAUUUAUGGUGCUACUGGUUUUCAAUUUUGUUUUGGUCGUUCUUGCAGUUUUGAGGACAGCUUUAUUAGUUUCCAUCACAGUCCUCUAGCCUUGCUUCUGAGGAUGGUGGAGGGGUUGAGCAAUCAGAUUUCUUCUGGUUGCUUGACAAGCUGUGGUGGAAACUCUGUUUUACAAAUUAUGUUUUAAGUUUUUUAUCUCAAUGAGAUGAGUCGUGAUUUAAGUUUUAUGUCUCAGUGAGAUGAGUCGGGUAGUUGAUUAUUGAUGAAGAACUUCACUUUAAUGUCAAGUACUCUGGUUUUUAAGUUCAUUAUUUAAACUUGCUGGUUCUUAUC